This is a messenger RNA of Rhinolophus ferrumequinum (greater horseshoe bat), 2214 nucleotides long. RefSeq names its product translation initiation factor IF-2-like. Lineage: Eukaryota; Metazoa; Chordata; Mammalia; Chiroptera; Rhinolophidae. The transcript is spliced from 7 exons. Bases 947 to 1615 code for a protein of 222 amino acids. The record is from RefSeq and is a predicted model, not a curated record.
AACUUCCCACCUCAGACACCACUUGUGAUUAACCGUACACGCCUUUUCCUCUGUAAUUCUAAGAAGUUAGCCAACAUUCAUACAAUGCAAAGGCUCAAGUAACACCAACAAAGCUACGCCUUUCACCAUCAAUGACCGAACACUGUUCCACACGAGCCUCCGGGAACCAGUUCACAUCCCAAGGCCAUUUUCAGUGGAUGGAAAAAAAAUGUCACAGACUCUCCAGAAUCACAGGUCACAUCUUUCGGGAGUCUCAAAUUACAUAGGCCUGAGGAAGAACAGUUAAUACUCUCAUCCAGACAGUGAAGCACCUGGCACAGCUGCCGAGCAGGUGGACGGCAGGCAGCGGCCCAGCAGCACCGUCUCCCGGACGGGCCCCGGCACUGGGCUGCGGGACCCCAUUCUGAGCCUGUCAUCUUCGCCGCUCACCCCACUCACCUUGCACAAUACCCCAUAUUUGCCAUCUCUCUCCGGGCUUGCAACAGAGCUUCACUGUUUAUUGGGAAUUUCCAUGACACACUUCCAUUUCACGAUUAAAAAAAAAAAAGCGCCCUACUGCCCAUAAAGUGUGUAAGAAAACGAGAAACGGCUCCGAGAGCUGACAUCGUGCACACCGCAUGAGCACAGGGAAAUGUCAGAGAGGCGCCAGACACUCACGGAUAUUCACCACCAUUUGCUUUUCACGGUGGGACUUGGCCCUACAUUUGGUUUUCCAGGUUUUUCUUACUAAGUGUAUAUUACUUAUAAAAACAAAUGUAAAGACACUCUCGUCGCUGGGUGCUUGUGGGGACCGUGCAUCACGCAUGGGUGCAGCUGCCCACUUGUUCUCUUUCUGAUUCUGCCUCCCUGGAGUUCCCAGGGUAACUAGGCUGGGGGGAAAUGCUGCCCACAAGGUCUGACCCCGGCCAAGGUGGUGACAACCGCUUUAAUAACUGUCCUGAGCCUAAUGCAGCACGUACCUGGUAGGGAUGGCUGUCAGCCCUGUGGUAAACACCUUCAAACCCGGAAGGCAGGAGCCCGGGCCACUCCCCGGCCAGCUGCCCCCGCUCCCGCACCCCUGCACUGCGACUACCUGACCCUCAAGCCAGCUCUGACGACAUCGUCCCCGUCACAUACCCCGCCCGGCUCUCCACACACACAGGGUUCCGCAGCCUGUCCGUCGCCCACCAUCGCAGCCCACAGCACAAAUGAAGGUAACAGGCCUGCCAGUGAGGCCUUACCAGAAUGUUCCCCUCCCCUCACCCUACUACCUCCAGAUGAAGACACUCCCUCUUCAAACCCCAUGCACUUGUCCACUUCCGAAGCAAAGAUCAUGGGCAGACACACUCCUUGGCACUGCAGGGGUCCCUUCCUGGCCAGCAGGGCGCAGCCAGUGUCCAAGGGACGGAUGAGCGCACGCAGAGUUCUCUCCCACUCACAGCAGCACUUCAGAUCCACGCGACCGACACACCACACGACACGGGAGGGGGGCCCCGGCCCGCUGCCUCCCUGCCCUGCCCUGCCCUGCCCUGCCCUGGGGCUGUGCCAUCCUCUUAGAUGGGGCCCGGGUUCAUCUAGCCCCUCACACUUUCCCAGCUCAGCACGACCAUCACAUUGCAGUGGAAUGUCGGCCUGACAGGACAUUCUUGGGGGGAAAACGAGAGUCCCGGCAGCUUCCUCUGCCGGCUUUCAUGACUGCUGGUCUGCGUCGUCCCCACGGAGUGGCCUGUCCCGUCCCAGCACCAGCAGGCCCAUUUACACAGCAGACGGAUGGCAGGCAGUGCCAGACGACGUAAGGACAGCAGUCUGGAGGCAGCGUCCAGCCCACACGCUGCUCUGCCACUGACCGGGUUCUGAGACUGGGCGGCUUCUCAGGUCUCCGUGGCUCAGCUGCCCCCCUGAAAACGGAGAGCCCAGCAUUCCUCAGGGCUCUGGCAUGGGGCAGUGAGGCCAAGACGGCGCCUGUCCAGGGCGGGUCCCCUGGCUCUGGGGACACAGAUCCUUACGCCACCCGCACCCACAGCCGUUCCCUAAUGUAACACUGUAACCACCACGCUCUGGCCUCAGAGAUCUUGGGGGACUGAGCACGGAUCACUGGCAGAAGAGUAAGCUUGUCCCCUGUCCCAAGUCCCCAGGGUGAGGGCGGGGGUGGAGGAUGCCCUCUGCCCCACACCCCACCACAGCCCGGACGGUAUGCCUCACCCACCCACUUGCCACCCCAGGUCGCCAGCAAGA